Molecule: messenger RNA, 2436 nt
Organism: Lingula anatina
Lineage: Eukaryota; Metazoa; Brachiopoda; Lingulata; Lingulida; Lingulidae
Product: sodium- and chloride-dependent glycine transporter 2
Biological process (GO): nitrogen compound transport; amino acid import across plasma membrane; sodium ion transmembrane transport
Cellular component (GO): plasma membrane
Molecular function (GO): amino acid:sodium symporter activity
Source: RefSeq, a predicted model, not a curated record
UACCUUCAGCCGUACGAAAGUAAUAUUUUAAGAUGCUAGAUUAGAAAAUAAAAGAUCGACAAGAAUCAGUUUUAAUUUUUAGUGUUCGUGUAUUUAAAUCCUAAAAAGUCGCACUCAAUGCAUCACAUGAUACCGUAUUUACCGUAUGAAAUACUUAUAAUAAAAAACUGUAAAUGAAUUGAGAGCAUGAACACAAACGGUGAAUCGUGCACACUUUAUGUGCAUGGACAAGCAGUAGGCUCUUAAGCAUUACUUGAACAAAAGCGUCCCACGUGACUUAAACAGGUAAGUAUAAACCUUUCCGUUGACCUCUUUACACGAAGCUAUGGCAGGUGACAGCGAAGGAAAGAUUUAAGAAAUGGCAGUUGUGCAGACUGAAGAGACCGAGGCAGAGGAUGGACGUGCCACAUGGGGUGGAAAGUUUGAGUUUAUAUUGACAUGUGUGGGGUAUGCUGUGGGCUUAGGGAACGUAUGGAGAUUUCCUUACCUGACGUUCAGGAACGGGGGAGGAGCGUUCCUUCUGCCUUACAUCAUAAUGCUUGUGUUUGUUGGCCUCCCCCUGUUCUUUCUAGAGCUGGCGUUCGGUCAGUUUGCCAGCUUGGGACCAAUAACUAUAUGGAGAAUUAACAUUCUGUUCAAGGGCCUGGGCUUUGCGAUGGUGUCCGUGUCUUGGAUGAUUGGACUCUACUACAAUGUGGUCAUCUCUCACGUGCUGGUCUUCCUCAUCUCCUCCAUGACCGCCGAGCUCCCCUGGACCACCUGCCGGAAAUACUGGAACACGCCUUCUUGUGUCGAGGACCCCAAAAAUAAAACAGCUCUAGCUAUCGCUGUGAACUUUACUGGGCGCAGCACCACGCCAAGUGAAGAAUAUUACGAUAACUUUGUGCUGGAAGUCACCUCCGGUAUUGACGAGCCCGGGGGUAUGAACUGGCGUGUACCGGUGGCACUAUUUGUAGCCUGGGUCAUUGUGUUAUUAUGUCUACUGAAGGGCAUUCAAACCCUAGGGAAGGUUGCCUACUUUACCGCAAUUUUUCCCUACAUAAUGCUGACCAUACUUUUGGUACGCGGGCUUACACUAGAUGGCGCUGUGGACGGAAUUACAUUUUACCUCAAACCAGACUUCUCCAAACUGGCAGAUUCUAGGGUGUGGAGUGAUGCAGCUACGCAGAUCUUCUUUUCUCUCAGUGCCUGUUCUGGCGGAUUGAUAGCCAUGUCCAGUUACAACGACUUUAAAAACAACUGCCUCAGGGAUUCUAUAAUUGUUGCGACAAUCAACUGCGCCACGAGUGUUUACGCUGGUUUUGUCAUUUUUUCCGUCCUUGGUAAUAUAGCUUAUAACAAAGGUGUGCUAGUUGAAGACGUUGUAGCAGGAGGUCCAGGUUUAGCAUUUGUAGCCUACCCAGAGGCCAUAGCAAGGAUGCCGCUGUCACCUCUGUGGGCGAUCCUUUUCUUUAUCAUGAUGGCGACCCUGGGUUUCGGCUCCCAGCUGUCUACAGUCGAAUGUGUCCUCAGCGCGUUAACUGACGAGUAUGCAGACUGGCUUCGUCCACGGAAAAAUAACAUCAUCUUCCGGGCUGUGUUUUGUUUCGUGUGCUUUUUACUAGGACUUCCAAUGGCUACAAGGGGUGGCAUAUACAUGCUAAAUUUAUUGGACUACAGUGUCAGUGGAUUUCCGUUACUGGUGGUGGGUUUUACUGAAGUGGUAGUGCUUAAUUGGAUAUAUGGCUACGAUCAGUUUUCCACGGACAUUGAAAUGAUGUUAGGAAGAAAGCCAAAUAUUUACUGGAAAGUCUGCUGGAUCGUGUUAACACCUGUGAUCAUUUUCGUAACCAUUAUUUUCAACUUUGUUCUGUACAAAAACCCCACGUAUAACACGUACCAGUACCCUGGGUGGGCGGUGGCCCUGGGGUGGUUGAUAUCCCUGUGGCCGACACUCAUGAUCCCUGUUUGGUGGAUGUAUAGGUUUUGUAAAGAUGGUGGAUGGGAAUUUACAAAAGAGGUGAUGCGACCCUUGCCCGACUGGGGGCCGGCUAGCGAGGGGUUACGUAAAGAGUACUAUGGCCAGAUGGAGGCAGGGGAAGAGAAUUUAGGAUAUUCCUCGUCCUCUCUUUGGAGCAGGCCACAGACAGGCGGCUCCAUAAGCACACUGGGUCAGGGUUCUACUGCGGCACCCAGUACAGCAGCCAGCACGCUGUCGGACAUGAAGAGAUCAGAAACGUCCGUUUAAACAUAUAAAGUGUAGACGUUGCUGUAGAAUCUUAAUAAACCAGUGUUGAGGUCCACAUGUAUUAUAAAUUGUGAUUCAGAUUCAUUACAUUUGCUUAAUAGUGGAUGGAAACCACCGCAUUGCCCUACCCCAACUGCACGAUUUUCUUUUUGAGGGCAUGCUAUAACAUUAUUUUUACUAACAUGAUAUACGUAUAACAUACCAUUUUU